AUCUGUGAUCCUGCAUUCGGGGCCCAUUCCCAAUCUUGGUGGGUUUGACAGGACAAGACUUCACAACGUGAAUUUUUGUCGAUAGAGGAGGUAGCCGCGAAGAGGGGAGAGGAUGACUCCACGGCGGAGUGUAGAGUGAGCUACUUCUAAUACUGAAGUUCUAGGCUAGCUACUAAGAUCCUGGCUGGGUUGUGCUUCCUGGCCUAGCGUGCAGUGUGCUUAUGCCCGUUCGGGCUCUGGCCGUUUUGAAGACCUCCUGCUGCUGUACGCAGCCACUAGCUAGCACUGGAGCUUUCUUUUUUUUGACGUGCUGAAGGAAGGGCGAUAUAAUCGGCAGCCAUGGCGUACCACUGGCAAAGCAAGUCUGUGAAGACGUCAGGUGUCGAGGACAUGGUCCUACUGACCAAGAUCAACGAGGCAGCUAUCGUCGACAACCUGAAGAAGCGGUACAUGGACGAUCUCAUCUUCACCUACAUCGGCCCUGUGUUGAUAUCCGUGAACCCAUUCAAGGCAAUGACCUACUUCACGGACAAGGAAAUUGACAUAUACCAAGGCUGUGCUGCGUAUGAGAACCCACCACAUAUCUAUGCUCUGACGGACAGCAUGUUCCGUAACAUGGUUAUUGACAAGGAGCCCCAGUGUGUUAUUAUCAGUGGAGAGUCCGGUGCUGGCAAGACAGUGGCGGCUAAGUUCAUUAUGGGCUACAUCACCAAGGUGUCUGGUGGUGGUCAGGCUGUACAGCGUGUGAAAGAUGUCAUCCUCGAGUCCAAUCCAUUGCUGGAAGCAUUCGGUAAUGCCAAGACAGUGAGGAAUAACAACUCGAGUAGAUUUGGCAAGUAUGUAGAGAUGCAGUUCUCAUCUGGUGGCACGCCAAACGGUGGAAAGAUCUCUCAGUUUCUGCUGGAAAAGUCAAGAGUGGUAAGCCAGAACGACAAUGAGCGAAACUUCCAUAUAUUCUAUCAGAUUGCAUCCGGCGCAUCAUCAGAGGACAAAGAGGCGCUGGGUAUCACCACACCAGACUAUUAUUACUAUCUAAACCAAAGUGGGACGUACACAGUGGAUGACAUAGAUGAUGUAGUCGAAUACAAGGCCACACGGAAUGCCAUGAACGUGAUAGGCUUGACGGCAGAGGAGCAGUACUCUGUGAUGAGCAUCGUGGCCGGUAUCCUCCAUCUCGGCAACAUUGCCUUCAUCGAGAACGGAAACUACGCUGCACCAGCUGAUGUGGACUUCCUGGCAUUUCCGGCUUUCCUCCUUGGCUUGGAUCAAGACCGUCUGCAAUCGAAACUAAUCAGUCGUAUCAUGGAGACGAAGUGGGGUGGCAAAUCUGAAAAGGUCGAGGUCACUCUCAAUGUUGAGCAGGCGACGCAAGCACGUGAUGCUCUCGCCAAGGCGCUCUAUUCUAGACUGUUUGAUUUCCUUGUGGACUCUGUGAACCAGGCCAUGGAGACACGUCGGUUUGACUUGACAAUCGGCGUGCUCGAUAUCUACGGCUUUGAGAUCUUCAAGAAGAACGGUUUCGAGCAGUUCUGCAUCAACUUUGUGAAUGAGAAGCUACAGCAGAUCUUCAUCGAACUGACUCUCAAGGCUGAGCAGGAAGAGUAUGUUGCAGAAGGUAUCAAGUGGACGCCCAUUGAGUACUUCAACAACAAGGUUGUGUGUGACUUGAUCGAAUCCAAGAAACCACCCGGCAUCAUGUCGGUGAUGGAUGACGUGUGUGCUACCAUGCAUGCGCAGACUGACGGAGCUGACUCCAAACUCCUAGAGAAACUGAACAUGGCUGCGCUACCAGGCAGUGAGCACUUCAGCGUUUUCAGCGCUGGCUUUGUCAUCCAGCACUAUGCCGGCAAGGUCACGUAUGACGUGGGGGAGUUCUGUGAGCGCAAUCGCGAUGUGCUCUUCACAGAUCUGAUUGAACUCAUGCAGUCGAGCAAAGUAUCGUUCAUCACCGCUCUGUUCCCGGAGAACACACGCGCUGAGUCCAAGGGUCGACCAUCAACGUUCGGCACUAAGAUUAGAACUCAAGCCAACAAGCUAGUGGAUAGGCUGAUGCUGUGUCAGCCAAGCUACGUGCGUUGCCUCAAGCCCAACGAAACCAAGAGAGCACAUGAUUGGGACGAGAGCAGAUGUAAGCAUCAAGUGGAGUAUCUCGGCCUGAAGGAGAAUAUCCGUGUUAGACGUGCAGGCUUUGCGUACCGACGGCCGUUCGAGAAGUUCCUUCAACGGUAUGCAAUCCUGACGCCAGAGACGUAUCCUGCAUGGCGAGGUAGUGUGUUGGAUGGCUGCAAGCACAUUCUCAACUCUGUGCACAUGGACGCUGACCAGUGGCAGAGAGGAAAGACCAAGAUCUUCAUCAAGAACCCGGAGUCGCUAUUCUUGCUAGAAGAGACUAGAGAUCGCAAGUUUGACGGCUACGCACGGUGCAUUCAGAAAGUAUGGCGAGCCCACAAAGCGCGGAAAGACGCGCUUCUACGGCGAAAGGAAGCAUCCGACAUCCUGUACCAGAAGAAGGAGAGGAGAAGAAACAGCAUCAACCGCAACUUUGUUGGUGACUACAUCGGCAUGGAGGACAAGCCACAUCUACGGCAGCACUUAGCGAAGAGAGAACGUGUGGAGUUUGCAGCUACCUGCACAAAGUUUGACAGACGUUUUAAGCCGGCAAGUCGCUACAUCAUACUGACAACGAAGUACAUCUACCUGAUCGGUGCUGAGAAGAUCGCUAAGGGUCCAGACAAGGGAAAGAUCCAGGAAGUAGUGAAGCGGAAACUAGCCCUGGAGGAGGUCACUGCUAUCUCGCUUAGCCAACUUCAGGAUGACUUCUUCAUCAUGCAUGUAGCCGAGUAUGACACGCUGAUGGAGUGCAUCUUCAAGACCGAGUUCCUGACAGUCUUCAGCAAGAAGUAUGAAGCACUGCAUGGAACCAAGCCGGCGUUGCGCUUCAGCAACAACCUUACGAUGACCAUCAAGAAGGAAGGUUGGGGUGGUGGAGGCACGCGGGCGCUGACAUUCCAGCGAGGACAAACUCAGUACGCCACCAUCAAGGCGUCCUCCAAGUCUGCUGUGGUCAGCAUCAUUGGUGGACUGCCAUCGGAUACACGUCCGACGAAAGACUCGCGAGAAUUCACGCGCGGUGCGGGCGGCGCUGCUGCCGGUGGAUACGGUGGUGGUGCCGCUAGAGGCGGCGCUCCGGCCGGCGGACGUGGAGGAGGCGGCGGCUACCGGCCUGCCAAGUCUGCAAAGCCCUCGCAGGCACAGGCCAGUCAGGGCGGAAGGCCGCGAUCCAACUCGCGCUCCCAGCAGAAGGUCGGCAGCGUGGCCAGUUUCCGUCGGGAACGCGCUCCGUCGAUGCACAAGAGCGGCGCACGCGGAAAGGAGAAGAGCCGCAACAUGGAGCACGAAGACGAGAGCUACCUCUUCCAGGUUACGGAGGGAGCGCAUUCAAAGAAGCAUCGCAAGGCGCCGCCAGCACCGGGCGGCAAGCCCAAACCUGCACCACCGCCGAAGAAGAACAUGGUCAAGUCGGUGUACGAGUACGAAGCACAGGAUGCCGAGGAGCUGUCGUUCGGCGAGGGAGUAAUGAUAGAGCUGAUCAGUGAAGAUGGAAGUGGAUGGUGGAAGGGAAAGCUGAAAGGCAAGAUCGGCCUGUUCCCGUAUAACUAUGUGGAGAAGGUGGCAUAAGCUGUUCAGCUCACAGCUCCCGCUCUGCUCUAGGUACUAGUGUGUGUGUGUGUGUGUGUGUGUGUGUGUGUGCGUGUGCGUGCGUAUGUGUGUGUGUGUGUGUGUGUGUGUGUGCGUGCGUGCGUGCGUGCAUGCGUGCGUAUGUGUGUGUGUGUGUGUGUGUGUGUGUGUGUGUGUGUGUGUGUGCGCGUGUGUAUGCGAGCAUGUGUAUGUGUGUGUGCUGCUGAUUCAUCCGUAUGUGUCUGAUAACAAGGCCUGUCUAUCGCAGCACUCGCCUGCGUCAAAUUCAGGUCAAACAUGAUACGGAAUUUCCGCUUCCCACUGUUCGCAUUGGCAUCACGCUAUGCAAUAGGCACUUUCCCUCAUCUUGUAAUAUACACUUCCGCUCUCACCUGUCCAGAUAGCCAGACCCAAUGCAGUUAUCCUGCAGGUCCGGCACGACAGAGACACUCUACUUGUCUAGCGGUGUCCUAUUUGUAUCACUGCAGAUCCUGAAAUUUAUCAUGUUUUCAGUUUGCGAAACAUGCCUUCAGAGUAUUGGUGCAAUUUCUAUCUCUUUCCUAGUUCUGCAUUGCCGCUACCAGCGUCGGUGUCGUAUACGUGACGAUGCGUUAAUUGUUCGUGCGUGUGAUUAGCUUCCUCCGUCAGCUGCCCACAUGAGCUUGGUGGGUCUGUGCACUCGUUGUCAUAAGAAGUGAUUUAGCGGCCCGACCCAACGCUCACACUCCUGCCCUGACACAGUAUUUAUGCUUUUCCUUGCUUCAUGGCCCAGGCCGCCGCAUCUGCCCUUUUUUCCACCAUUCGACGCAUUCCCUUUUGGUUUGAGCCUAUUAAAAAUGACCCAUCACCUAGCCCCUCAAGGAUAUGACAGCUGUUUCCUUAUUUUCUACAUUAUGACUUGCAUAUUCUCUAGAGCGGUCGGAUUGCCGCCUUCACAAUUUGUUUUAGAUUUUGGCUAUUUUUCGACUUCGAGCAAUUUAGAGAUUUUCGCUUUUUGUAUCGGACGAGGUCAUGCUAUGCUGCAUGGCUUUCUUCUUCGUCCCUCCUUUCA
Messenger RNA from Sycon ciliatum, 4729 nucleotides. RefSeq names its product unconventional myosin-Ie-like. Gene Ontology annotation, biological process: actin filament organization; vesicle transport along actin filament. The record is from RefSeq and is a predicted model, not a curated record. Bases 340 to 3678 code for a protein of 1112 amino acids. Gene Ontology annotation, cellular component: vesicle; cytoplasm; myosin complex. Gene Ontology annotation, molecular function: ATP binding; actin filament binding; microfilament motor activity. NCBI's taxonomy places the organism in Eukaryota, Metazoa, Porifera, Calcarea, Leucosolenida, Sycettidae. The transcript has 30 exons.